AUGCCGUUUCUGAAAGUUGAUUUUCAUUCACACGAUUCAAAUGAUUAUAUUCAACGACAUGUACAUGCUCAGUUUGUUCGCUUUUUCCGGCCAGUACAUAUACUGCUUGCUUUUCUUUGCUGCCGAAUCCCUUGCAUGAGACAAAGAAAUAGAAGACGGCGUUGGAUCUCUGAAUGUCAUAAAUACUUCUUCUGCUUAUUACACAAUCCUCCUCAAGUAAUAAUAACUAUUUUACAACUGCAAGGAGUUUUAAACUUGGUGUUCUUAAUUUAUUGGGAUCGGUAUAUGGUGGGUGACAAAUUGCGGCAACGACUGCAAGAUACCACUACUGGCUUUGGUGUUGUGAAGCGGAAGUCAUUGCUCAACAAUAUCCAUCUUGGAGCAAUUAUAUGUGGAAGUUUUAUCACUAUAUUGAUGGUUACUUAUAAAGUUGCACGAAUUAUUGCCGAAGAUUGCUUGUCGAUCAUGAAAAUAUCGUUUAACUCUAACUUUUCACAAUACUUGCAAUGGCUAUCCAUUAGCAUUUUUGUUUACGUGGCAUUUACUUAUCCUGCCAUUUAUGCGGAAGUAUGCAGUUUUAUUAGUAUUGUCUGUGCUGAAUAUCGAGCAUUAAAUGAUGACUUUGUGGAUGAUUGCAAUACUUAUCAGCUAGCUGUUAUCAGGCACUAUGUUAGGGCUCAUUGGAAAAUGUCUCAAACGCAUGCGCUGUUUAUCCGUUCAGUCAGUUUAUGGAUGAGCUUCCAUUUGAUCACCUCAUCCUCUUCGUGCAUAUUCCUUUACCGAUCAGUGUCUAAUUCAUCGGAUCAGUUACUGUCCUUGGAACCAAUCGUCCUGACAGUAUUAAUCUGUACUCUUUUGCUUAUUGCGAUUGCCAUUUUACAAAUUAUAUCCUCCAUGAUAAUAUGUUUAUUAUUUGCUCACAAUAUCAGUCAUUUUCGCUACAUACUCGUUGCUCUAAUCGCAGGCAGCAGCGUUUUGCAAGAACAAGCAUAUUCUGUAGCAAUAGCAUAUAUUAAUCAUUUAUAUCGGUAUCGUACUGGGAUAUCGUUCUUUGAAAUUACCAUCAUUGAUAAGAAAUUCAUUGAACAGGUCACGGCAUUCAUACUCCUUAUCUCUGCCAUGUACUAUUUUAACGAUUUUAAUAAAUAUUCAAGCAAUGCCUGCAGUAAAACAUUGUCAUUGCUGAAGGAUCUAACCUGA
Messenger RNA from Thelazia callipaeda (thelaziosis nematode), 1200 nucleotides. The record is from the annotation of a GenBank genome assembly. NCBI's taxonomy places the organism in Eukaryota, Metazoa, Nematoda, Chromadorea, Rhabditida, Thelaziidae.